AUGGCCAUGGCUGAGCGGCCACGGCCCGGGUGGGCCUCGUAUCACAGCUCCAACACCAACAGUUGUCAGGACCUGGGCAACUCCAUCCUGUUGCUCCUGGGCCUCAUCAUCUGCGUUAAUAUUAGCAUCAAUAUGGUGACGCUGCUCUGGCGCCGGCUCCGUGGCUUCUUACACCAAGUGUUCCAUAUUGUUUAUGAGAAAGAAGCUUCUAAGUCAUCCUCACCGGGGAAGCAGCCCCAGCCUCCGAAGCAGAGAGCCCCUGCAGUCCACCUCCGAUGCACCAUGGACCCUGUGAAAAUGACUGUGACUCCCCCACCCGCUCGCCACCACCGCCACCGGGGCUCUUCCGGCCGCCGUGCCCACCGCCCGGUAGCCUGGGCCCCCGACACGGACGACGACGAGAAGCCCCCACACCAGCACCCGGCAGUGUGCCCCCACCACUGGGAUCAGCCGGCAGACUGGCAGGGCUUCCAGUCCAGCCAGGGGUUCUGGGCUCCCUGGCCCCAGGAUGCCGUGGAGCCCCCUCCCCCGACCAUUCGCUUCCAGCAGGCCAUAGAAGGAGGGCCCCUCAAAGGAGAGAUGCGGUCAGAGCUGGGCCUCGAGGCCUACGUGUACCCGGUGAACCCCCCGCCCCCGAGCCCACAGGCCCUGAGCCAUAAGAACAGUGGGGCGGGGGCCCAGGCCGAGCUGGAGGCGUGCGCCCCCGCCCCGCCGGCCCCGCCGCCCGUCCAGGGCCCGGCCAUUGUCCCUGACAUCCCCCGGCGCCGCUCCUCGGGCCGCGUGGUCUACGACGCCCGAGACGUACGGCGGCGGCUCCGGGAGCUGACCCGCGAGGUGGAGGCCCUGUCCCACUGUUACCCCCUGGGCUCCCUAUCCAGCAACGUGGCCGAGGGCACGGGCAAGGACUGGGUGUACCGUUCUGUGGCAGAGAGGUGACUGGGACAAAAAUAAAAGGAAGAGAGGAGGUGGUCUGCGGUGGUGUAGGGGGGAGUCAGGGCCCUCGGCGAAGGGUCUCCCUGGCAACAGGGACCUCGAGAGCCCCAAGGACCCUCUUCAACCCCUUGGCUUCCCUAGGGCCCUGCCCUCAGUUCUCUCCCAGCCCCUCUGGGUCCCAACAUUCCCACCUGCCGCUCCCCUGUUUUCUUUCGUGCCCAGAGCAGCGCCCCCAGAUCCCGGUCCAGAUCCUCAGGCAGGCCUACGCUAGAGGGGAGACCCCACCCCCGUGGCCCUAGCCCCUCGGCGGCCUGGUUUCUGCCGGAGCCCAGGGCUGGCGCGCUUCCCCGGCCUCCCCCCCAAAGCCC
This is a messenger RNA of Leptonychotes weddellii (Weddell seal), 1301 nucleotides long. It is a transcript of the gene SPEM1, whose product is annotated as spermatid maturation 1. Gene Ontology annotation, biological process: sperm individualization; flagellated sperm motility. Gene Ontology annotation, cellular component: cytoplasm. The record is from RefSeq and is a predicted model, not a curated record. Lineage: Eukaryota; Metazoa; Chordata; Mammalia; Carnivora; Phocidae.